AUGAAAUAGCCCACAUGUACAGACUCACUCUAUUCUCUUUAUAAUGGUGGUCUUGCUUGUAGUCCAACUUCAUGUGGAUAAUUGAGCAAAUGUUUACCUUUGAACACUUAAAGAGAUUCUGGUUUAGGAAUUGAUAUAAAGGGUUGUUGUAGAAAAUCAAUACUUGACCCAAAUGCAUUAAAUAUUAUUAUUUAUAUCCUAAUAAUACCAGUUAUAGGGAUAGGAAGUUUGGGUGCAUUAGGAGGUAAAUAAUAAGUUAGAUCACUUUUAGGAGGUACAGUGAAAAGACCUUUUCUAUAAGCAAUAUUAAAUUAUGAUGCAACAAUUGCAGGUGAUAUAACAUCAUGCUUAAUGUUUAGUGCUUAAUUGGUGAAUAUGAUAUUCAUCCUUUUCUAGAAGUAUAUUCUGUAUAGAAUUUAGUCAUCCUGAUGUAGAAGAAAGACCAAUAAUCAAUUAUGAGAUUGGCUUAAUAUAUACAUUAGGAAUUCCAAUUAGUAUGUGUAUGGGUAGUGAAUUAGCAAAUUUUCUACCUUUAUUACCAUUAUUGUCAUUUUAGGUGUUAUUUUUUGUUGUUAUUUCUCCAGUUUUAUUAUAUUAUGCUAAGAAAUAGGAUAUAAUAGAAAAGAGUAAAGAGACAAAUAGUGAUUUAAGAAAUUAAUCAGCACUAUUAAGUUUAACAGAGAUGAAAGAUCAAAACUAAUACAGUGAAAAUUAGGCUAAAUUAUAUAAGAUAUUUUAUGAUGAGCAAUGUUAAAGAUUUCCAUUAACACCAAUUCUUAUAACUUUAUUUAAUUUUUCAAUUAAUGAAGUAAUAAUAAAAGAUGAAUUAGUUAAUCUUAUUGAUGAGAUCUUCUCCAUAACAAUUGUCACCAUAUUUCUUUCCAAGUGGCAAUACUAAUGAUACUGAAAAUAGAGAUAAGUAACCAUGUUAACCUUGGAACUUUUAUGUAGUUCUACUUUUGAUUGCUGUUAAUAUGAUAAUUACAAGUCUGGUUUAUUUUUUUUAAAGGAAAAAAGAAUUAUUAAAAGACACAAUAAACUUUUAUAAUCAUGAAAGGUAUUAUAAUUAAUUUGAGAAAUUCUUUUUAAUUUAUACUGCAGGAUGGGCAACGGGAUUUGUAGCAGGAUUUGUUGGUAUGGCUGCAGGUUUAAUGAUGGUUAUCACAAUGGUACAAUUUAAAUUGAUAGCUGCUGUUGCUGGUGCUACAGCUAAUUAUUGUUAUUUUUUAAUUUGUUUAUAAGUAUUUACUGAUCUUAUAGUUGGAAAUAUUUAAGAUUCAAUAAUUUCUAUUGGAGAUUAAUUCUUCUUUUAUGGAUUAGGAGUAUUUAUUUAUUUAAUUAUAUUAUUAGAUAAUUGGAGUACUUACAUUUACUAAUUUAGGAUAUUAUUAUUUAAAGAAGUAUAAAUUUGGACAUAUAAUAUUUUAUAUUGAUUUUGGAAUUGUAAUAUUGAAUAUAUUUGGAAAUAUUGCUUGGGGAGUUGAAAAUAGUAAUAGAUAUGGAUUUGUUGCAUUAGAGCAAUAACCUUUUACAUGUACUUCUUAUAGCAAUUGAU
Messenger RNA from Paramecium pentaurelia, 1555 nucleotides. The record is from the annotation of a GenBank genome assembly. Lineage: Eukaryota; Ciliophora; Oligohymenophorea; Peniculida; Parameciidae.